UCCAAGCGAGCUAGCAAGCGAGAGACAGCGAGAGCGAGCGGCGCUCCCCAGGGACAGAGACGAAAGAGAGAGAGAGACCCUGAGAGGGCGAGGCGCGGACGCGCAAGACCGGCCGGUCCCGGAGCCGGCGCGGGGUGCAGGUCGCUGCGGGGCCACGUCCCUCACUCGCACCGGCUCAGCGGGAAGCCCACGCGCGCUGUCCCUGCCGGCGAUCGAGGCCUCGGGACGGACGCACUCUGCCGCCUCCUGCUAAGUCGAGUGUCCGAGCUGCUCGGAAACUCAGGCGACGAGUCGGCCACAGGAAGUUUAUUCUCGGGCUCCUUUUCUAAAAAGGAGGAAACAGAAGUUUCUCCAAACGGGCAGCCUUUCUUUUUCUCCUUUUUGGCCGUGUGUGAGAUCUGGGGUCGGGGGGUCCCCCAGAGCUGGCAGGCGACACCCGCUGGGCUCCUAGUCUUUUUGAAUUGCCCAUUUUUCACCCGGCCGUGGGUCCCUGCGGAGCUCGGGCUGCGCGCGUGGGCGGAAGGGCGCGCGUAGGGGAGGGACCGAGGGACGCGCCGACUUUUUAGAGGGAGGGACUCGGUGGACAGCCGGUCCCGCGGCGCUCGCCGAGCAGGAAAGAAGUGCGCGAGGCGGUGGGGGGGGGACACUUUCCGGGUGUCGCCGCCUCCCUGUCUGCCUCGGUUCUGGGGACAGCUCCGGAGCGAAGAGUGAAGCCCGCGGCUGGGCCGCAGCCAGUGCGCGGCCGCAGCGAGGGCGGGGAAGAAAACCACCCUGUUUCCUCUCCGGCCCCCUCUGCGGAUCAUGUACCAGGAUUAUCCCGGGAACUUUGACACCUCGUCCCGGGGCAGCAGUGGCUCUCCUGCGCACGCCGAGUCCUACUCCAGCGGCGGCGGCGGUCAGCAGAAGUUCCGGGUAGAUAUGCCUGGCUCGGGCAGUGCCUUCAUCCCUACCAUCAACGCCAUCACCACCAGCCAGGACCUGCAGUGGAUGGUGCAGCCCACAGUGAUCACCUCCAUGUCCAACCCCUACCCUCGCUCGCACCCUUACAGCCCCUUGCCAGGCCUGGCCUCAGUCCCUGGGCACAUGGCCCUACCAAGACCUGGCGUGAUCAAGACCAUUGGUACCACCGUGGGCCGCAGGAGGAGAGACGAGCAGCUGUCUCCUGAAGAGGAGGAGAAGCGUCGAAUCCGAAGGGAGAGGAACAAGCUGGCUGCAGCCAAGUGCCGGAACCGCCGCCGGGAGCUGACAGAGAAGCUGCAGGCGGAGACGGAGGAGCUGGAGGAAGAGAAGUCUGGUCUGCAGAAAGAGAUUGCUGAGUUACAAAAGGAGAAGGAAAAGCUGGAGUUCAUGCUGGUGGCCCAUGGCCCUGUGUGCAAGAUCAGCCCCGAGGAGCGCCGAUCACCCCCCACCUCUGGGCUGCAGCCCAUACGUGGCACAGGCAGUGCAGUUGGGGCUGUGGUGGUAAAGCAGGAGCCACUUGAAGAGGACAGUCCCUCUUCCUCAGUGGCAGGGCUGGACAAGGCCCAGCGCUCUGUUAUCAAGCCCAUCAGCAUCGCUGGGGGCUUCUACGGGGAAGAGCCCCUACAUACCCCCAUUGUGGUGACCUCCACGCCUGCCAUCACUCCAGGCACCUCAAACCUCGUCUUCACUUACCCCAACGUCCUGGAACAGGAGUCGCCUGCGUCGCCCUCAGAGUCCUGCUCCAAGGCUCACCGCAGAAGCAGUAGCAGUGGGGACCAGUCGUCAGACUCCUUGAACUCCCCCACACUGCUGGCCCUGUAACCCUGUGCUCCCCUGGCCAACUCCAGCAAAGUCAUCGCCAUUGCCUCUUUCCCAGGGACCAGUACCUUCCAGCACGCCAGGGUCAUGAGGGCAAAAUGAGCACUUGGCUCUGGGAGACCAAUAGGACUUGGUGAGGCACUGGAGGACUUGAGUUGAUCUCUUGGAAGCUGAGGACCUCCUCUUUUGUUCAUCUUGCAAGUAAACCCUCCUUCUUGAGAAGCCGUGGAGAACUUGGUUUGGUAAACUCAGACACGUGUCUAGCUUUUGAAGAGCCUGGAGCUGGCCCAGAUGGUUCCUGUGCCCUGUCACCUGUUGUCUCUGGAGUGAUGGCGUCCUUCCCUGCCCCACCAAGCAUGCUCAGUGCCUUUUGGUUUCACCUUCCUUCAACUUACCCCUCCCUCCCCCAGUAUCAGUUUCACUCCUUCUGGGUUUUUAUCAAAUUUGCCAUGACAUUUCAUCUGGGUGGUCUGGAUAUUAAAGCUCUUGAUUUCUGGAGCUGGGGCAGCAUAUGUACUCGUCCACUGGGGCCAGUUUGUCCAGAAGGGGCAGUCAAAGUGCAAUAUAGAAUCUCCCCAACACUCCCCAGUGCACUGCCAUCACCAGACCACCAGCAGACUCCCUGAGUUCUCCAGGGGAUGCUGCCAUCACUGGGAGGCACCAAGGACCCAUCCUCCCCAGCCUCGGAGAUGCUGAGUUCUUGGAGGAUCAGCUUGGCCAGAAGACAGGGUGUGUGACAGCCUGGGCACAGGUUGGGUUUGCCAAACGCCUAAUUACCAGGCCAGGAUUAGUGCCAACAAAGCCACAUGGGUGUCCUAGUGAGCUUCUCUUUACCUCGUGUCUUGAGCAGGGCGUCUCCUAUAAUUACUGCCUCACCAUUCUGCCCCUGGACCCUUCUCUCUAAACCAGAGAGGCGUCCCUCCCUAGGAACCACACAUCACUCCAAAGCCCUACUGGGCUCCGCCUUUCCCUGGCCCUCAGAGUGACGCCACCCACAGAGUUUUAAUGAGCUUUAGCUUGGACCCUCCCCAGAUCUUAGCCAAUUGGCUCCUCCUCAAGCCUCAGGUGGAAGGCUGGGGAGGUGGGGGCUAUGAUGGAGGGUGAUAUUGGCUGCCACCUCUGCAGCAGCAGUUCUGGUGCCCCGCCCCCAGCUGCCUCUCAGGCAGCCACCCCCCCCCCCCAACCUGAUGGGUUGCAUGCUUUCCCUUUCACACACCCUCUGCCAUACUCCAGAGUGUGCUUCUGGCCCAGCCAGCCAGCUGGGAGUAGUUGGCCUCAGCUCUUGCUGGGAUUGGGGUGUCUUCACCAUUUCUGUAUGUUAGCUGACUCUUUCCAGCUGCUGAAAUUGGAGAUAGGGUGUGUUUCUUCCCACUGUGACGAGCUGCCCUUCUCAUGGUCCCCUGGCCUCCAAUAAGAGCACAGAUUUGUGAGCCCUGCCUUGGAGCCCAGCCUAUUCUCCUCACGGCAUGCUGACACAUAUACAAGGAAGCAGACUCUGGUCAGAACCAGCCUCUGGGGUUAGUGCUCUGAGAGAGGCUUCCAGUUAGUGAUUCAGCUCUAGAGAUCAUUGUCCACUUGUUUAAAACCAUACUGAUGUUAUUUGAAUCAAGCCCAAUCGUGGUUAAAUUUCAAAGUCUGACUUGAAAUAAAAGGGACAGCUUCACAGACCUGUUCCUUUCACAGCCUAAGGUCACACAUGCUGGUCAUGAUUUAAUCCCAUUACUCACAUGCAUGCAGUACACACAGAAUGCAAGAGCCAUAUGCCAAACAUGCUGGUCAUGAUUUAAUCCCAUUACUCACAUGCAUGCAGUACACACAGAAUGCAAGAGCCAUAUGCCAAAAAUACACAGCGCGAUGGAACUGGAAGUGACAGGAGGAAGGCUUGGCGGGUAGAGAGGGGAGGCAAAAAGAGAAAGGAUUUUUGUUCAGAAUGUGUUUUCCCAUACUCCUCGGUAUAUUACUGCCAAGUGGGUCUCCCAGGGCCUCUGGGAGAGGAGCUCCUGAGAAGAAUGGGCAGGUGACUUGCUGGUCUCAGAGAUGUCAAAGAAAUAAAAGGCAGCCGGGAGUAGGAGGAGGCGGGCCAAGACCCUGGGUUGUGCUCAGCAGGGAAGUGUUCAUCAUCUCAAGUGAUGUUUAUAGACAAGUGGGAGCUCAUUGUUUUGUUGCGGAUAUAUGUACCUUAAAUGAAGCUGUUUUCUGGUCUUUUAUUUCCAAAAGCCCCUUCCUGCCCUCCUCUGUAUAGCAUGGAUCCCAGCACAGGUCCUGAUCUGUGACUUGGGCCCCCGGGUGGACACUCCUGAUACUGAGUCUGGCUUCAGUUCAGAUUUCAAGCUGUACUGGCCUUAGUGCCAGGAAAGGCCCAGCCAUCUAAUCCCCGGGACCUCAGCGGCCUCAGAGGUGCUUUUCCCUUCCAGUUCUCUUUUGUCCUACGAGGCUGUUUGGCUUCUCCAGAGCCAGAGAUGACUGGGGGUAGGGCUGGGGGAGGCUGAAUAGUCACACCUAAGUUGUGAGUGUAUCCCCACUUUGCUUCCUUCUGGCUCGCUCCCCAAGCUAUCAUACAUGUCAGUCACACAUGCCCCUGCUCCAGCAUCACAGGACCCAGCUUGCUGCUCCCUCCUCCUUGGCUCCAGUUCAGGGAGCAGCUCAGUGAGGACACCUUCGUGCUCAGGCAAGGAGUUGUGUGUCCUCAGCUGCUGUGGACUUGGGUUGGACUGCAGACAGCUCUGGACUGGCGUGGGGCAGGCACUCCUUGAUCAGCUGGCAUAAAGUAGUCUUCGUGGCAGCCUGGCUUUUGGGCACAGCCUUCCCUCCAGCAAACUCGAUGGGAACACCUAUUGCACAGGCAAGGGAGCAGAUCCCAGGUGAGGCUUAGGGGGUUGCCGCAGCCAACUCCAAGCAGAGUCCUGGAGGGGAGCUUAUGACCAGUCAAACUGCUGUUUGUAUAUGAGGCCAGGUGUAUACAUGAUGGCCAGUCACAGGAGCACUUAAAAGCCAACAGCAAGCAGGGCCUGCUGCUUCCUCAGGCUCUGGGAAGAGAGACUCUCCCUCAAGUGGCGGGGGUCUAGGCUGUCUGGAGCACGGGACUUGUAUUUCACUCUUCCCUGAUGAACCGACAGUGUUCCUUGCAAUGCUGCCAUUUACCUUUCAGAGUGAUUUCCUUCCCUGAGCAGGAAUUCACAUGGCCCCUUUUGGGGAGGAAAAGCAAAAUCACCUACUAUGUGCCAGGCACUGUAAGGCACUUUUAUAUUUAUCUUCUUUUAAGAUGAGACUAAGGAUUCAUCUUCCUAUAAAAGACCCCAGAGUAAGAGCAUACUUGGAGAUAAGAAGGCUUUCUUCAAAGACCCCGGGUAGGAUUGCCUUCCUUCUAAUGGUUCUCAAAGACUCACCCCCUGCAGUAUCUGCCCACCCCAGGUUCUCCCCACCUGCUCCCCACUCCACCUCAGACUUCUCUCAGCUGCCUGUGCUCACGUGGCUGAAGAGGCAAUCUGAGUUCUCACAGAAUUGUGGACCAAUAGCUUAUGUGGUGUGUAUAACUUUCUUUUUAAAACUUAAGUCUUGCUGCAUUCUACUUGUUGGGUCAUCUUGGCAUCCAUUUAAAGCCAGCAUCUCACUAUUUAUUGACAUGUGUGUGCUUGUGUGUGUGUGUGUGUGUGUGUGUGUGUGUGUCCUCUGCAGCUUUUUUAGAAGCAUUCGUUCCACUACUAAUUUGGCAUUGUCUUGUGCUUCUUGUGUUUUGGCCAUACAUCACCAAACAGUUUUAAUGUUCCAGUGCUGACAGCAAGUUCAGGAGGGGCUGGGUCAAAUUUUGACGGGGGCAUGGGAAGGGAAGGGGAGAAGAAAUUGACAUUUAUUUUAUUAUUUAUUUUAAAUGUUUACGUCUUCUUUGUGUUGUACCAAGCCUGAAUAGAAACAGCAUUAAAGUACUCGGUUCCUCUCUUUCUUUCUCUCUCUUGCUCCUCCCCCUUUUUUUCCAACUUAGGAUAAUGAAUGAUGCUUUUGUUUGUUUGUUUGUUUCUAAAGUGAUUUGUGACUUGUGCUGUAUAAACUGUAUAAGAAGAAGUUCUGUUUUUAAAGAUGGAUUUGACAUUCCUCUGGGGACAGUGGCUGCCAAGAAAUGUACAUUGUAAAAGAACACAAGGAAAGACCCUGCCCUGUUCCUCACAACUUACUUUCUCUGUAUGAUUAAAAGAUUAUUCCAUUUACUUUACUUUGUGGUUACUCGAUUUUGAGGAAGAGAAUAUUCGACUUUGUAUAAAGACUAGGUAUCAGGGUGUCCUCUGCAGUGGGAGAUGUAUAUAUCGUAUUUUGGCAUAUAGUGGAGACUAAUGAGCUUUGUGCAUCUGUAUUUGAGAUAUGUCCAUGAUGUGGAGUGAAAUCUGCUAUUAGACCCUGGAGGCAAACAAGUUGUACAGGUUCUUAUUGCUCUGUGGGGAAUUUAAUUACCUUUCUGGGCACCUUUUUUUUUUUUUUCCUCCCUGUUUUUGAAAGUGAUGGUGAAAUGGUCCUACCAGAGGAUCUCUUAAAUUGACCUCUCCAGGCAGGACUGUGAGCUCAAAAUCUUUGUAUAGUUUUGAAAAUUGAGGAGUAGCUCUGCUCAGAAGCAUCUCUGGUGGCGUCUGUUGUUGUUUUGUUCUGUUUUACUGUAUGUAACACAAGCCUACAGUAUUUGCACUAAAGAAAGCUUGUUAGAAGAAGCUUGCUGCUAUGGAGGAAACAACAUAUUAAAACUUUUUUUCCCUUGCGGGUUUAUUUUUGUUUUAUGUUUAUUUUUUGUUGUUGUUAGCUUUCCCACUUUCCGUUGAGUAGUGUUUUGUAGAAUAAAAUGAAUUAGAUGGAA
Messenger RNA from Nannospalax galili (Upper Galilee mountains blind mole rat), 6616 nucleotides. RefSeq names its product FOS like 2, AP-1 transcription factor subunit (gene Fosl2). Gene Ontology annotation, molecular function: RNA polymerase II cis-regulatory region sequence-specific DNA binding; DNA-binding transcription factor activity, RNA polymerase II-specific. Gene Ontology annotation, biological process: regulation of transcription by RNA polymerase II. The coding region runs from base 802 to 1782 and encodes 326 amino acids. NCBI's taxonomy places the organism in Eukaryota, Metazoa, Chordata, Mammalia, Rodentia, Spalacidae. Gene Ontology annotation, cellular component: nucleus. The record is from RefSeq and is a predicted model, not a curated record. The transcript has 5 exons.